Messenger RNA from Staurois parvus, 333 nucleotides. The record is from the annotation of a GenBank genome assembly. Lineage: Eukaryota; Metazoa; Chordata; Amphibia; Anura; Ranidae.
GAAAGGAGCCCAAGUUCAAGGAACCAAAGGAGACACUCAAUCAGGACAGUUCAUGGCACUCCGCGACAUGCGGCCUGUAGGGACACCCAUGGUAAGCGGGCUCACGGGGACUCAACGGGACCUUGGCGAUGGGGUCUGAGCUCAGCACAACCCCCACACAGCUUUCUACGGACAACAUCAGGCUCACGGGGACUCAACGGGACCUUGGCUGUGGAGUCUGGUCUCAACACAGCUCCCACACAGCUUACUAGGGACAACAUCAGGCUCACAGGGACUCAGCGGGACCUUGGCUGUGGAGUCUGGUCUCAACACAGCUCCCACACAGCUUACUAG